Messenger RNA from Scedosporium apiospermum, 2634 nucleotides. RefSeq names its product putative beta-glucosidase J. Gene Ontology annotation, molecular function: beta-glucosidase activity. The transcript has 7 exons. Gene Ontology annotation, biological process: glucan catabolic process. Lineage: Eukaryota; Fungi; Ascomycota; Sordariomycetes; Microascales; Microascaceae. The coding region runs from base 1 to 2634 and encodes 877 amino acids. The record is from RefSeq and is a predicted model, not a curated record.
AUGGGUUCCUUGGAUUUCCGUAACGAGGAUCACGACUCGGACUCAAACCUGUCUCCGAUGGAAAGCGACAUGGCCAACUCGACGCCAGAUACCGAGUUCUCUCCACCAUGUAGCCCCCAGCAUAAGGCUCAAAUUCUCACGGAUACGAGACUUUCCGCUAGGAAAAAGCUGUCCCAGUUGACUCUCGAAGAGAAGGUCUCCCUCCUCACCGCGGCCGAUUUCUGGCGAACCAAGUCUAUCCCGGACAAGAAAAUUCCGGCGAUCAAGACGACUGAUGGUCCUAAUGGUGCGCGUGGAGGCAUCUUUGUCGGCGGAACUAAGGCUGCUCUGUUCCCCUGCGGCGUCUCCCUCGCGGCGACCUGGAAUAAGGGUCUGCUUCGAGAGGUUGGCCACCACCUUGCUGACGAGGUGAAGGCAAGAUCGGCCAACAUGCUCCUUGCCCCGACUAUCUGCAUGCACCGACACCCCCUAGGAGGUCGCAACUUUGAAUCCUUUUCCGAAGAUCCACUUCUCACUGGAAAGCUGUCUGCUCAGUACGUCCGUGGUCUUCAGGAGAAGGGUGUUUCGGCAACUGUUAAGCAUUUCGUCGCCAAUGAGCAGGAGACGCACCGAUUGACCAUCGACUCGGUUGUAGCCGAACGGCCCCUUCGCGAGAUCUACCUUCGCCCAUUCGAGAUUACCGUUCGAGAGGCGAACCCGUGGGCUAUUAUGUCCUCCUACAACCUUGUCAACGGCGUACACGCCGAUAUGAAUGAUCAUACUCUGAAGGAUAUCCUUCGCGGCGAGUGGGGUGCUGUCAUCUCCGACUGGGCUGGCAUGAAUUCUACGGCUGAGUCCCUCAAGGCCGGAUGUGAUAUCGAAUUCCCAUACUCGCCGAAGUGGAGAUUCGAGAAACUCAUUGACGCCCUCAAAAGGGGCCGGCUGGCACAAGAAGAUAUUGACCGUGCAGCAGAGAAUGUCCUUACCUUGGUCGAGCGUCUCAAGGGAGAGGAUAUGUCCCCCGAGGAACCCGAACGAGAAGAUGACCGACCCGAGACGAGACGGCUCAUUCGGACUGCUGGGGCUGAGGGCCUGACCCUUCUAAAGAACCAAGGAGCCGUAUUGCCUAUCAACCCCAACACCACCAAGGUUGCUGUUAUUGGCCCCAACGCCAACCGAGCGAUUGCUGGCGGUGGUGGUAGCGCGAGCCUUAACCCUUAUUACAACACCAUUCCUCUCGACUGCAUCAAGAAGGCGUCGAAGAAGGAAGUCAUCUUCGCACAGGGCUGCCACAUCUACAAGUGGCUCCCCGUCGCUUCUCCUUUCUGCACUGAAAAGUCAGGUCAACCUGGUGUGAACAUCGACUGGUAUAGGGGCGACAAAUUUGAAGGCGAGCCCGUUGUAACUCAAAGAAGGACCAACACCGACUUGUUCCUCUGGGAUUCCGCCCCUUUGAGCCAGGUCGGCCCCGAGUGGUCUGCUAUCGCCACUACCUACCUUACCCCCACCAAUACUGGACGGCACACAAUCAGCUUCAUGAGCGUAGGGCCUGGCAGGUUGUAUGUUAACGGAAAGCUCGAACUGGAUCUCUGGGAUUGGACUGAAGAGGGUGAGGCUAUGUUUGACGGCUCCAUCGAUUACUUGGUCGAGGUGGAUAUGGAAGCUGGUCGACCUGUUGAGCUCAAGGUCGAGAUGACGAAUGAACUUCGACCCAUCUCUAAGCAGAAGCAGUUCGGCAUUACUCACAAGUAUGGCGGCUGCCGCGUCGGAUUCAAGGAACAGGAUCAGGUCGACUAUAUCCAAGAAGCCGUUAAUGCCGCAAAGGCCGCCGAUGUUGCUGUCGUCAUUGUCGGUCUCGACGCUGAGUGGGAGUCCGAAGGUUACGAUAGGCAGACUAUGGAUCUCCCUGUUGAUGGCACUCAAGAUCGACUUAUCGAAGCAGUCGUCGCUGCAAAUCCCAGGACUGUCGUAGUUAACCAGUCUGGAACUCCUGUUACCAUGCCCUGGGCUGAUAGAGUCCCUGCCAUUAUCCAGGGCUGGUACCAAGGCCAGGAGGCAGGAAAUGCUCUUGCUGACGUUCUCUUUGGUAUCCAGAAUCCGAGUGGAAAGCUUCCUUGCACUUUCCCUAAGCGGAUCGAGGAUACACCUGCUUAUCACACCUGGCCUGGGGAGAACCUCAAGGUUGUAUAUGGUGAAGGUAUUUUCGUCGGCUACAGGCACUACGAGAGAGUCAAGAUCCAGCCACUCUUUCCCUUCGGACACGGUCUUUCGUACACGACUUUCGAGUACGGCCGACCCGAACUCAAGCAGCGUGUUCUCACGGAAGAUGGAACUAUCGACAUCAUCAUGGGAAUUAGCAACACGGGCACUGUCGAUGGCGCGGAGAUUAUCCAAGUUUAUGUUAGCGACGAUAGGUCCCGACUUCCCCGACCAGAGAAGGAACUUGUUGCCUUCGAAAAGGUUGCUCUUCCUGCCGGAGAAACCCGCCAUAUCCGAAUCAGUCUCGACAAGCAUGCUGUUGGAUACUACGAUACCUCUCUCAACGCUUGGAUCGCCGAGGAGGGAACGUUCAAGGUCCUCAUUGGCGCUUCUUCUGCAGACAUUCGGCAUACCGCUACCUUUGAGGUCAAGGAGUCAUUCACAUGGGUCUUCUAG